This is a messenger RNA of Hypanus sabinus (Atlantic stingray), 3491 nucleotides long. RefSeq names its product glucosidase, beta (bile acid) 2 (gene gba2). Gene Ontology annotation, molecular function: glucosylceramidase activity; beta-glucosidase activity. NCBI's taxonomy places the organism in Eukaryota, Metazoa, Chordata, Chondrichthyes, Myliobatiformes, Dasyatidae. The record is from RefSeq and is a predicted model, not a curated record. The transcript has 17 exons. Gene Ontology annotation, biological process: glucosylceramide catabolic process; carbohydrate metabolic process; central nervous system development. Gene Ontology annotation, cellular component: membrane. Bases 60 to 2594 code for a protein of 844 amino acids.
GCCGCGGCAGUGGGUGGGUGGACGGAGGCGGCGGGCGGAGCUGUGCGCCCUGAGUGGAGAUGGAGGGUGGGGCGCCUCAGGGCUCGGAGCUAAUGCUUGGCUAUGCGGGGGGCAGCUUGGACAGGGCUGGAGUACCGCAGUUCGGGUGGAGGAUCUGCCUGGCGCACGAGUUUAAAGAGCGGAGGAAGCCGUUCGAAGCGACCGAUGUGUCCCUGUCGCAUAUGAUCGGUCACCUGGGCCUGGGGAUCCGGUAUUUGAAAUGGUGGUACAGAAAAACACGAAUAGAGAAGAAGGCACCCUUUAUUGACUCAUUUAAUUCCAUACCUUUGCGACAGAUUUAUGGGGCUCCAUUAGGUGGUUUUGGAGGAGGCACCAUUACAAGAGGGUGGCGAGGAGAGUUUUGCAGAUGGCAGCUAAACCCAGGAAUGUAUACAUAUGACACUGUGAUUGAGAAUCAGUUUACAGUUUGCUUAAGAAAAAAUGGAAAUACUGUUUAUCAGCAAGUUCUUUCUGUUGAGAGGCCACACAAGCUUCAGAGUUGGAAUUGGGGAUACUGUGGAGAGUAUGCUUAUUACCAUGCCCUUUAUCCACGUGCCUGGACAAUCUACAAUCUUCCUGGUCAAAAUGUCACUCUAAUAUGUCGGCAGAUAUCUCCAAUUAUUCCUCACAAUUAUAAGGACACUAGUCUGCCAGUUGGGGUCUUUGUAUGGGAAAUUGAAAACCAAAAUGAACAUGACCUGGAAGUCUCUCUUAUGUUUACGCUGAGAAAUGGUACUGGGACCAAGGAUGAUCAGAGAGGAGGACACUGGAAUGAACCAUUCCAUUUGGAUAAAGAAGACGAAUGCAUUUCAGGAGUAUUGUUGCAUCACUGCACCCCUGUAAAUAGCUAUACAAUGGCAAUUUCAGCGAAACAAGCACAAAAUGUAAAGAUUAGUCAUCAGACUGAUUUUAACCCAAAUGGCAUGGGACAAGAAAUCUGGAAAGAUUUGCUUCAUGAUGGGAAAUUGGAUUCCCUACCAGGAAAAAGUAAACCAACAGAAAAAGGACAAGUUACUGCAGCAGCUGUUGCAGCUACCUGCACUGUUCCAGCCAAAAACCAAGCUGUUGUGGAGUUUUGUCUUGCGUGGGAUAUGCCCAAGAUCUAUUUUGGAUCAAAGGAAAAGGAACAUGCAAGAUGGUACACCCGCUAUUUUGGGACACAAGGUGAAGCCGCUCCUGCUUUAAGUCACUACUCCUUAACACACUACAAACAAUGGGAACAAAAGAUUCAUGACUGGCAAAGUCCAAUUUUAAACAAUUGCCAAUUACCUGACUGGUACAAAUCAGCCCUGUUCAAUGAACUCUAUUUUUUGUCUGAUGGAGGGACCAUCUGGAUACAGGUACCUGAUGAUUUAAGUAUAACAAGUGAUAGUCAGAAGGCUGGAUUUCCACCUCUACCCAACGUGCUGAAAGAAUUUGGGCGAUUUGCAUAUUUGGAAGGACAAGAAUAUCGAAUGUACAAUACAUAUGAUGUUCAUUUUUAUGCAUCAUUUGCACUAAUCAUGCUUUGGCCUAAACUCGAACUUAGUCUCCAAUAUGAUAUUGCUGCUGCUGUAUUGAAAGAGGAUUGCACACAACGGAUACACCUAAUGAAUGGAAGAUUAGCAAAGGUGAAUACACUAAAUGUAGUCCCACACGAUAUAGGAGAUCCAGAUGAUGAACCCUGGGAAAGAGUAAAUGCUUACUUGAUUCAUGACACAGCUGACUGGAAAGAUCUCAACCUGAAAUUUGUUCUGCAAGUUUAUAGAGACUACUAUCUAACUAAUGACAGCACUUACCUUGAAGACAUGUGGUCUGCCUGCCAGGCUGUCAUGGAGUCCGAAUUAAAGUUUGAUACUGAUGGAGAUGGACUUAUUGAAAACUCUGGCUAUGCAGACCAGACAUAUGAUGGAUGGGCUGUAACAGGGCCAAGUGCCUACUGUGGAGGUCUCUGGCUGGCAUCUGUUUGUGUUAUGUGCAAGAUGGCUGAGAUCCUGAAAAAGGAUAGUGAAUAUGAAAAAUACCAAGACAUUCUAAGAAGAGGAAAAGAAGCAUUUGAGAGGAUACUAUGGAAUGGUAAAUACUAUAAUUAUGACAGCAGUAAAAAGAGCUACUCAAACAGUGUGAUGUCAGACCAAUGUGCUGGGCAGUGGUUUAUACGUGCCUGUGGCCUAGGAGACGGUGAAUAUGAGGUAUUUCCAAAAUCUCAAAUAGUAUGUGCAUUGAAGACAAUUUUUGAUUUAAAUGUAAUGAGUUUUGCCAAAGGAUCCAUGGGAGCAGUAAAUGGAAUGAGGCCUGAUGGUACAAUAGAUACAUCCAGUGUCCAGUCAGAUGAGGUUUGGACUGGGGUGGUCUAUGGAUUGGCAGCUACUAUGAUACAAGAGGGGCUUUUUGAUGAAGGUUUCAAGACUGCAGAAGGUGCUUACAGGACAGUAUGGGAACGGCUUGGCAUGUCUUUUCAGACUCCAGAAGCUUACUGUGAAAAGAACAUUUAUCGUUCGCUGGCAUAUAUGAGACCUCUGAGCAUUUGGAGCAUGCAAUUGGCACUAGACAAAAUGCAUAGUCAAAUCAAUUGAUUCCUUGGUUAGCUUCUGAUGAUUCUGGUUAUUUUGAGGUCAUUCCUUAUUUUAUUCUUUCGCUUUUUUUAUUGAGUAAUGUACCACUGUACCUCCAACAUAAUUACCACUGUUAUAUUGCUUUAUAAUGUGUUAAUCUAUUUAAAGGUAAAUGGAUACCAUUUGGGUGAUUAACUCUAAGGACAUUUAGGAGUAAAAAUUCAUUGAGACGGCUUGAUUGCCUGACUUUAAAUUAUAUUAGAUAUCUUUAAAAGUACCAACACAUCGCUGACCUUUCAUACCUAAGUAUUGGCAUAGUAGUAAAGAAGUGCAACUGAACUCUAAUUGUAAUGUAGAGUAACAGACAAGUUAAAAUAUUCAAAACCAAAGAACAUUCUCAAAUUUACUGUGUAGGCUUUUGACAUUUAGCCUUUCAAUCAGCUCUGAUAAUUGUAAAACCAAGUGCUAAUGUUAACUGUUGUAAUAAUUUGGGCAUUAAACAACUAUUGUAGAAUGGCAGGUUAAUAUUACUGUUUGGGUUGCUUUCAGGUGUAAAGUGUCAAUGAUAAUAGUUGAUGAUCAUCUUUACAUAUUUUACUAUAUUUCAUUUCUGGAAGGCUUUGCUUUGAGCUUCAUCAAAAUUGAAAUAUGUAAUAACUGAAUAUGGAAGGACUGGAACAGCUUUUUUGCACAUUUAUUUAUACAAUCAAAGUAGGUUUAAAUGUCUAAAUGGUUGUGAAUAUGUUAAUUUGAAAUACUUCUCAGCAAAUUUUCCUGGUGUAACUGAAGUUUGAAAUAAGGCAUUUUUAAUUUUAGAAAUACCUUUGUAUACAUGACAGAUUCUUAACAUCAAGAUGAAUACCUCUGAUCUAAAUCUGCAAAGAAUAAAUUUAUUUGUACAUUUUGAUUGUUUAUAUA